Molecule: messenger RNA, 276 nt
Organism: Malus domestica (apple)
Lineage: Eukaryota; Viridiplantae; Streptophyta; Magnoliopsida; Rosales; Rosaceae
Source: RefSeq, a predicted model, not a curated record
AUGACAAAUAGACAUAGUAGUAAGAGUGGGGGCAACGACAACAGUGAUGGUAAUGGUGGUGGUGGUUGUGGUGGAGUGGCAAUGGUGGUUGUGAUUGCAGUGGCAAUGGUGGUGGUGGGCGGCAAUGAUGGUGGUAGUGGGAGUUGCGGUAAUGGUGGUGGUGGAAUCGAUGGUGGUAACAAUGGUAGUAGUGGUGGUUGUGGCAAUGCUAGCGGUGGCAGUAAUGAUGGUGGUGACAAUGUUGAUUAUGGUGACUGUGGUGGAGGUUAUGGCUAA